AUACAACUUGGUACUCAACCACCGAAUUUAAUCGAUAAAUUGAAUUGAAUGGUGACUGCUUAAAUGCAUUAAUAUGGAGGUUUAAGCUUUGUUGAAUUAACAGGUAACCGUUGAAGUUGGGGUCACCAUGUGCACGUGUCAACACAAGAUGCACUGGAGCGUGGUAGCAAUACUGGUGAACCUCGUUGCCCUCGCCCUCUAUACCACCGCCGUGGCGUCGCAUCACUGGGCCACUAAAACGGACGCCGGCUAUGCUACGCACGCCGGUCUAUUUACGGCUUGUCCGAAGAUUAAUGGUACCUGCUAUGACACCCAUUACCAUUUCAACGAAUAUUCACACGAGAAAGGUGUCAUUAUUGCAAGCGCUGUUCUGAACGUGUUCGCGCUGAUCGGCUACUAUUUCUUUACGGUCCUAUCCGUAUUUUUCUUGUGCGGCCUCUACGAAGAGAAACGGCUGGCCACUUAUGCAAUCAUAACUGCCUAUUUCGCAGGAUUCCUUGCCGCCAUUGGCAUAGCGAUGUACGCAGUGGCCAUCAAGCGACUUGAUUACUCCCUCAGUUGGUCCUUUGUACUGGCUGUUCUAGGGCUGAUCGUCAACAUGGCCGCCGGCAUUCUCAUGUGUGUUGGACGCAAUAUCAGUAAGAUGGCUACCGACGAGGAAAAACCGACGUCGCAGCAUCCCAUAGAAAAUAUUGAUCUUGACGUCACCCGGCGGAAGCAAUGGCAUGAGGAGGAAGGACAGGAAUUUGGUGGCAAACUUCCUAGAAAAAAGCCACUUCCGGGAGCGUCCAAGUAAAAAGACCAUCUUAUUGCAAUGCAACCUCAUAUUGUGCAUAAGAUUACACUCCGAUAAAUAUGGACACAAAUAUGCGAAGGGCUGUGCAACGGAAACCACGACCAGUGGGGUCCAGGUAGAACAAAUAACUACAGCAAUUUCAUAAGGAACUUACGAACGAAGUGUUGUUUUACGCAAUUCAUCUAUACAAUGUAUGUCAAAGCAACUAUUUAAUAUGAAGUACGUAAAUGCUAUCUUUGCAUUUUGUUCCAAACGCCACUUUUAAAUUCAUCGCUAAAUAACAAAAGUAGGCGAUUUAUGUGGUAAACACAUUCAUCUACCUGAUGCAGUAAAAUAUAAUAAUAUUU
Dreissena polymorpha is the source of this 1143-nucleotide messenger RNA. RefSeq lists its product as uncharacterized. Gene Ontology annotation, cellular component: plasma membrane. NCBI's taxonomy places the organism in Eukaryota, Metazoa, Mollusca, Bivalvia, Myida, Dreissenidae. The record is from RefSeq and is a predicted model, not a curated record. The transcript has 4 exons. The coding region runs from base 128 to 796 and encodes 222 amino acids.